GCGUCACCGGCCCCGCCCCGCCCCGCCCCGGCCCCAGGCGCCUGGGCCUGCCCGGCGCGCGCCGGAGCCUCCCGGGGUCGGGGGAGCGGGCGUCUCCCGGCGCUGCCCGGGCCGGGGUGGCGUCUUCCCCCCGCUCGACUGGCUUUCCUUCCGGGAGGAGCAGGUCGCACCAGCUUGGGGUCAGGGCCGGAGGAGUUGAGGUGGGGGAGGCAGCAGGAGGAAGACAAGUCCUGUGGGAAUACACCGUUUAUUGAGUGGCACAUGAACAGAAUUUUGUGAAAAACUGAAGCAAGAAAUUAACCUGGCUCAGAUCCGUUCAGGCGUUAGAAAACAGAUUAGGUCAUUUUACUUAGACUGGCCUUUAAGUCUAACGCAAGGGAGGAACUUUCUCUUUAAGGAAAAAUUUGAUCAACUUUUCAAAUACAACCCCAUGCCUGGAGGUUACGGAGUGAUGGGUGACGAUGGCUCAAUUGAUUACAGCGUUCACGAGGCCUGGAACGAAGCCACCAACGUUUACUUGGUAGUGAUCCUUGUUAGCUUUGGUCUCUUCAUGUAUGCCAAGAGGAAUAAAAGGAAAAUUAUGAGGAUAUUCAGUGUGCCACCUACAACAGAAACUUUGUCAGAGCCCAACUUUUAUGACACAAUGAGCAAAAUUCGUUUAAGACAGCAACUGGAAAUGUAUUCCAUUUCAAGGAAAUAUGACUAUCAGCAGCCACAAAACCAAGCUGACAGUGUGCAGCUCUCGGUGGAAUGAAACCUCGGAAAGGGAGCAGCACGUGCAGGUGUUAAACACUAUGGCAGCAAGCUCCUAAUUCUGCUAGAUCAUGAACAGCAUUUUUUUAAAACUUCUGUCUCCAUAAAAGCAUUUUACUUGUGA
Equus quagga is the source of this 877-nucleotide messenger RNA. It is a transcript of the gene SMIM19, whose product is annotated as small integral membrane protein 19. Lineage: Eukaryota; Metazoa; Chordata; Mammalia; Perissodactyla; Equidae. The coding region runs from base 431 to 754 and encodes 107 amino acids. The transcript is spliced from 6 exons. The record is from RefSeq and is a predicted model, not a curated record.